GUUUUUGUUGUGAAAUUUGAUUAGGUGGUUUUGCUUGGUUGAUUAAAGUUUGAUUCUUGUGAUAUCAUAUGCACAUUGGAUCUCUGAAUUGAUAUUGCCAAGAACUUACUGUUUCCAAUGCUUUCAUUGCCAGGAGAUUACUUCAAUUUCAUUUGCUUGAUAAGCUUUGUGUUUGUGUGUACGUGUACGUGUACCUGUGUGCGUAUGCGCAUACAUGUACGUGUGUGUUUGUGUGUAUGUUUCAUAUACAUAUUGAAAGUUCCAAUGUGAAAUGAUUAAGAAGUGAACGUUUGGAGUUUUCUUACUUACUUGUUUUGCUGUCAUUUUCAUUCCAUGCAAUCGAAUCCGCUUUUUCAAUGUCAUCGUGGUCUGGAAUCUAAUGGUUUCGUGAUUGUUGUUGUUUUUAAUGUGAAUGGUACACGGAACACAAAGUAGUAUGUGGUCGGUACGAAUGCGGUGUUGUUGGGUUUUUAUCAGUAUUUAUGUUUUUAGACUAUAUUCAAAGAACAUCGGUGGGACUUUCGUAUUGUAUUUUUAUCAUUGUUGUUUGCUUUGAUCGGUAAUUUGAGCUUUCUUUCUUAGCUCUUUUAAAAUGUAAGCUAAUGUCUAGUUAUAAUUAUAUUAUGUAAUACACACACAUUGGAUCAAUAGAAAAUAUGUUUUACUAUCAGAUUUCCCAACAAUAUUUGGUUUCAUAAUAGGUCUAUGAUCAUGGGUUCAAAUUCAGUUGUGGAUAUGAUAGAGGCCUCCUCAGGGGUUCAUUUUUCUGGAUUUCAUAUGGAUGGUUUAGAGCAAAGACAGAAGGUGGAGCAACCAACAACCUCAGCACAUGAAAACAUGCAUAAGCAGCCUUUUGUUAUUGGGGUUGCUGGCGGGGCAGCUUCUGGUAAGACGACAGUUUGUGAUAUGAUUAUACAGCAGCUUCAUGAUCAGCGGGUUGUUCUUGUUAACCAGGAUUCCUUUUAUCAUAAUCUGACUGAGGAGGAACUUAAACGAGUACAUGAAUACAACUUUGACCAUCCUGAUGCAUUCGACACUGAGAAACUAUUAUCUUCGAUGGAUAAGUUGAAGCAUGGACAAGCAGUAGAUAUUCCAAAUUAUGAUUUCAAAAGUUACAAAAAUAGCGUGUUUCCAGCUAGAAGGGUAAACCCUUCAGAUGUCAUUAUUUUGGAAGGCAUUCUUGUUUUCCAUGAUCCACGUGUUCGAGAGUUGAUGAAUAUGAAGAUAUUUGUUGAUACAGAUGCUGAUGUUCGGUUGGCUAGGAGGAUAAGGCGUGAUACAGUUGAAAAGGGAAGGGAUAUUGGUACUGUUCUUGAUCAGUACUCAAAUUUUGUUAAGCCUGCUUUUGAUGACUUUAUUCUUCCAACGAAGAAGUAUGCUGAUAUCAUAAUUCCUCGUGGUGGAGAUAAUCACAUAGCUGUUGAUUUGAUUGUACAACAUAUUCGUACUAAGCUUGGUCAACAUGACCUUUGUAAAAUUUAUCCAAACUUAUAUGUCAUUCACUCAACCUUUCAGAUACGGGGCAUGCAUACCCUCAUACGCGAUGCUCAAACAACAAAGCAUGAUUUUGUUUUCUAUUCUGACAGGUUGAUUCGUUUGGUUGUUGAACAUGGCCUGGGACAUCUACCAUUUACUGAAAAGCAGGUGAUCACUCCAACUGGGUCUGUGUAUAUUGGUGUGGAUUUUUGUAAGAGGUUAUGUGGCGUAUCUAUCAUUAGGAGUGGUGAGAGCAUGGAGAAUGCUUUGCGAGCAUGUUGUAAAGGUAUCAAGAUUGGAAAGAUUCUUAUUCAUAGAGAAGGGGAUAAUGGUCAGCAGCUGAUUUAUGAAAAACUACCCAACGACAUUUCAGAGAGGCAUGUAUUACUGUUGGAUCCUAUCCUGGGCACAGGGAAUUCGGCUGUUCAAGCUAUUUCUCUACUCUUAAAGAAGGGCGUACCAGAGUCCAACAUUAUAUUUCUGAAUCUCAUAUCUGCACCUCAAGGUGUGCAUAUGGUUUGCAAACGCUUCCCCAGAAUAAAGAUUGUGACAUCUGAGAUUGAAAGUGGUCUCAAUGAAGAUUUUCGUGUCGUACCCGGAAUGGGUGAGUUUGGGGACCGAUAUUUUGGAACUGAUGACGAUGAUCAACAAGUGGUAUCUCCUUCGGUGUAAUUCCCAUAAAAACUGCUAGUUGGUCCAACCCUUAUCAAUUUGGAGUUAUUUUCAGCAAUGAUGGAAAGUCAGCUCAACUUGGCUUGACUAGUGUUGUGCUGGGUUCUACAUUUCAGUGUUGAAAAAAUUUUGACUUUAUCAAAUCUAGAACAAUCAUCCUUCGAAUCUUUCAUAUUUUUCUUUUCAAUUAUUUGGCAUAUAGGGUUUUACUUCUUUCUCAAAUGAUGUUUCUUGCAUUUCGAUGAUACCGUAUAAAGGGUUGGACGGCGAGUUGUCAUAGCAGGCAGUGAGUGUCUGUGACUAGAUAGUCUCUUUGAAACUUGCUUUGCAUUUGCAUUUGCAUGGCUUAGAGGGAAGCAAUUUACUGGCAAAUGAAUUGCCUCUCCAUGAUAUGUAUUAUGAACCAGGACAUUUAUUCUCAUUAUGAUAAUAUUUUUUAUUUCACAA
This is a messenger RNA of Prunus persica (peach), 2595 nucleotides long. Its product is annotated as uridine kinase-like protein 3. Gene Ontology annotation, molecular function: kinase activity; ATP binding. Gene Ontology annotation, cellular component: cytoplasm. The record is from RefSeq and is a predicted model, not a curated record. NCBI's taxonomy places the organism in Eukaryota, Viridiplantae, Streptophyta, Magnoliopsida, Rosales, Rosaceae. Bases 706 to 2148 code for a protein of 480 amino acids. The transcript has 15 exons.